CAUGCUGAUGCUGAUAAAAUUGUAAUUUUGUCUCCCGACCUGGAUAGUGGAGCCUUCCCUUUGAAGGAAAACUGAACUAGGAUGUGGAGCGCUGUUAUGCAUAACAUGUCAUUAGAUCACAAAUCGCUAAACAGGCAUUAGCAAAUGAUGCUCUUAGCAAUUAACCUUCUGCCUUUCUAUAUUACCACAAAUACAGCUGAAAAUUGUAAAUAAUUCAGAACACUCGUUAGACUCAUCUUGUUAUACUGUUUCGCUCACAAAGGUGCACUUAUAAGUGGAGCCCAGAUUGCAGUGAUCAGUGACACGGGCAAUCAUGUGGCUCUCUUUAUUCUCUCUCAGACCUUUUGGUGCCCUCAUCUGCCUUUCUCUCCGUCUUUCUCUCCGUCUGUCUCUAACGCUAUCACAAGUGGAGGGCUGUUCCUGUUGGUGUCAUAUGAUGUCUUGUGGCCCUGUAGUGGUAGCAGAACAGUGACAGUUCUAUCCCUGCGCCAUCUAAUCGACACGCCGCUCGUUGUCACAUGCACUGUGAUCAUAAAUCAGGUCACUGACAGUACCAGCCCUUAGCCAUGUGCUCCUGCUUACGUCUUUAGUGUACUGCUGAAAAGCUGCACUCACGUUUUGGUUUUUUGACCCUUUUUUUGGUCACUUUCCACGACUCUUUCGCCGUGAAUGUUAUUGUUUAGCUUUGUUUACCUUUAAUUAUUCGAACAAGAAUGUAAGAUGAUAGGAAAGCUUUAUACGAGCAGAGAAAACAAGUUGGGAAUGACUGAACAGCUGAUAGGAUGAACUCUAGAUGUGACUUUCAUGUGACAACCUGAAAAGAAUCAGUGUUUCACCAGCCAGCAUCCUGCUCGGCAAAGAGAGGGUGCUCAUCAAGCUCCUUCUGCUGGUGGAGAUCAUUUGUUUCUGUGGCACAUGAUCGCCGCCGCUGCACAAAUUAUGUCGUUCCACCUUCCACUUGUUGUCCUCUCCCUUUCUGGCCUAGUUUUUGUGCGAGCUGGUCUUUGUUGUUGUGAUUUUCUGUCGUGAAAAGAAAAAAAAAAAGCAACACAAAACAGAAAAAUAAUACAGCAGCAAAGCAUCGUAAUUAUGACUCUUUGAUGACUCCCUGUAUUUGUUUUGUACUCUUUGUUGUUUGCUUCAACAGGUUUUCUCACUUUGCACAGAAAAUAAAAAGCUGGGUACUUUGCCUCUCAAGAGCAUAGUAAGGGGAAUUGGUUCUCUUGAGACUGGUCUAACAACUCAGUGCUGUCGCACCCAAUUUCUGGGCUAUUUGACCCAUUAGAUGUCAGUGCUUGGGAAACAAACAGGCAGUGCUAAGAGGUUUGAUGGGCAUAAUAGUGUGGACUUAGUGAUGGAUGGUGCCAUAGUUAAAGUACAAAGAGUCCAAGAAUGUUUUAAAUCUCACUUUCUGCACUCUUAUUGGACUCUUUUACCCGACGUGCUCUAUAUGUUUUUCUUUAAUAAAGACUGAAAUAUAAUCAGAACGGAAAUAAUAGAAUACAAGCCAAAAAUAAGUGAACAGUAAAAGAAUUAAUGAGGUGAUGUAAUAUAAUAUUGAUAAAUAUAGAAAAAAGUAACACCAAUCAUGAGAAAACACGUUUGUGUUGUUUGAAACGAUAUCAGCACAAUCCCCGGUAGUUACUGGCAGAUGUUUAGGUCACAGAUUUAUAUUGUUUCCUGAUUGCCAUCUGAACUUUGAGGAUUCAGUCAUUUAUCUCUAAAGGCACCAAUUUCUAAACAUCAAAUGAAAGAGGAAAAUCAGAAUUAAAACAUAAAUCAAGCAACGCAUGCAAAGCAGUGUGCAAAUGUGACAUCACCACAAAUGACUGAAUCCUCAAAGUUCAGAUGGCAAUGGAGGUUUAUUUAUAUAGCGCAUUUCAUUAUACUUCAACUCUACUUAGGUGAAUGCAAAAUAGAAACAACGCAUAUUAAUAGUACUUUUUUCAUUUUUGCCCUACUUUAAAAAAUUGAUUGCAUUUUUUUUUUUAAAUCACUUUUGAGCACAACCCUACAAGAGUUCAAACUAACGUCUUCAUACGUAGAUGUCACUUUGCUGUUAAAAGAGGUUAUUAACUCUGGCGUUGCUUUGAAUUUCUGGUUAUAGUUGUUGCUCCUUUGUUCUGCGACUCUUCAUUGUUGACACCUCCCUUCUGACUGCUCAAAUUGCAAAAUUGUACCCGAGACUGAGGUUGUGAGUACCUGGGGAGUAAGAAUGCUGUGGCAGAGCUUUAGCCUCAUGUGCACGCCAGUAUUGAUCCGUGCAAGCCUCAGUGACUGUUGCUACAGAGCAGGCUUCGCUCAUGGUACAGGACUCCCACCUGUCACCAGUCGGUGGCAGCUAAUGAGGAAAAGCAGCCCAUCACACACUAGUACAGCACACACACACACACACACACCCAUCAGCUUCUGGGAUAACACACUGCCACCAAUUCUGCCCUCUCCUCCUGCCUCACCCAGGCACCCCCUUCUCCCUUCUUGCCCCCCCUACCCCCCACCCCCUCUUUUUUACUCUGCCUCUUUCUCUACCUCACUUUUCCUCUAAUGAGUUGCAACACUGAUAACGAGCCUGAUGAUCUUCCAUUGAUUCAGCUAUCACUUGCUUGUCUGGUAAUUGAUCCGUAGCUGAGCCUCUAGUUAAUUAUAUGGGCUUCGACAUGGACCCCUGCCCCGGGGGGAAUUCUCAAGUCCUGCACAAUAAUAGUUUUAAUAAAGGAGCCUGAGGAUCUCCAGUAUCCCCUUUUUUCCCACCCUUUUCCUGCUUUCACAGAUUUUUCAUCUUUCUAUUUCCUCUUGCCUCCUCUUUCCAGCCCCCCCUUCAAAAUUUCUUCAUCUCUGUAUUUUUACUUCUGUCUCUCUCUCUCUCUCUUUCUGUGUUUUUUUUUCUUUGUUUCCGCUGUCAUCAUGACCAUUUACUAUCGGCAGAAGCAAGGUGGACGGGGUAGGGGGGUAAAAAGAGGGGAAAGAAAUGUGGAGGAAGAGUGAGCAAUAUCUGCAGAGUCCACUCCUCCCUCUCACAAAUAACAGCCAUUAACCAGCCAGGUCAGAAGCUGAGCCACCAGCUUGACUUGAAACACUGAGUGCCACUCGAAAAACCCACAGACUAGCACAUUUACAGGAGAAUGGGGUGGAGGGGUGGAGGGAGCAGAAGGAGAGAGGAAGAGAAAAAAACUGGAAAGCAAAAAGGAACCUUGGCGGCUAAAUUGUCACUUAAUAUAAUUAGCCUAAGCCUCGUGCAUUACCUUUUCAAUAAGUUGUUAAGAGCAGAGCUGGUGGUACAUGGACAAGAGGUGACACAUUAUGCCUUUUACAACAAUGCUUCUCGUGGCUACUGACAAGGCACGGGCCAGCAUGCAAAAAGAUGAAUGAAGAAAAGAAUUGAAAAGGAAGGGAGCAGCGGAAGGUAUUUAGAGGUGGAGGGGGGAAAAAUUACAAGAGACAAAAAAGCAGAGGAUGAAGAUGUAGGCAGGCAGCAAGAAAGGAGCGAAGAUGUAAAUUGAGCUUGAGACAAAAGACACAAUUGCACAUUUUCAAAGUGGCGAGACACACACUGCACACUUUUCUCUCUGCUGGCAGAAAUCACCUGUACAUAACAGUAAUGACCGGUGUGAUAAUCUCAGCAAAGGUUAACGGUGUACCACCAUUAGUACAUAGUACAAAAGGCUUUUAACAGACAACCAAGAAGCUGUCUGCCGCAAUUUACCACAAAAUUUGAAGUGACUUUAUAUAUCACAAGCCAUUUAAUGUAGCUGAGGAGAGAAGUUCUGUCCGUGUCCCUUUCUCUUUUGUUCCUCGGCAAUGAAAAAGAUCACUGUGACAUCUCCCUCUCGCUGCGGACUGAGGCACCUGGUCUGUCAUUUCUCUAAUGAUAGUGGGGCGAAAAGACGGGGUGGAGAAGACAAGAUGGGAGAUUUAAAGUUUAAAAAAAAAGGGGAAAGGAAAGGAGAAGGAAGGAGGGAGGGAGAUGGGUGUCUUCAUUGUUUGAGAUGUGUCCUAUGCUGUGUCAAAGGAAGCAUAGAUCUUUUCCCUCUUUUUUUUUGUCUUAUCCUCCUGUGUGUCUUUUUCUCUGUGUCUGCCUCCCUUUACUCCUCCAUCCCUCAUUUUAUUCCCCUUACCUUUGCUGCUGUGGGGACCAAUUUGGCUAAAAUGGAACCUCUUCCUCAUUUUUUUCUUAAUUAAAAUCUGAGAGCCUCCGCGGAGGAGGAGGAGGAGGAGGAGGAGGAGGAGAGGGGAGAGAGAGGAGGUGCCUGUGAGCAUGUGUGUUCGUGUGCAUGCUGGUGGCAGAUUGCCUGCGUUCCAUUAGUCUUUCAUUAGAGUCGGUGAAAAUCAAACAAAGGCACGAGAGUUUUAAAAGAUGUAUCAAGGCUGGCAUCUUUGCUUGUUUUAAAAAAAUAUAUAUAUAGAGAGAAAGAUAUAUUUAUAAUUAUCUAAUGAAAAGAACACCAAAAAAUGUUGAUCAGCUGUGAUAAAAAAAAAAAAAAACAGUUUUUUUGCAGAAUACAAACCUGAUUUUUCUUUCCUGAAACAAAGAAACUUGAAAACACCAAACAGAAGUGGCUCUUUUUUCACAUGGAAGGCAACAACUCAGCUCCUUUGCUUAGCACUGUGUAUAGCUGUGUGUGUGGGGGGGGUCUGUGUGCGUUCAUAUGCGUGUGUGGCAGGACGGUCCCACAGGAGAACUAAGUUGCUCUGAGACGUGCUGGCCGCUCGCAGCGCAAAUGGUAAUAAGGCGGGGGGAGACAAACGCUCCCCUCCUCCCGAUCUGUGAGGGAGCUUGCCCCCACCUAUCUGCGUCUAGCAGAGGAGGGGUGUGUGUGUGUGUGUGUGUCUGCGUGCAAGUGUGUCGAAGUGUGCAGCACGAUGUCACUGAGUAUCUCACAGUGGAGCGGCGGAGUUGACUCAGUUGAGCUGCACUGGCCUGACACACACACACACUCUCUCUCUCUCUCAGUCUCGCACACACACUCAGCGAGCCACCGUCUCUCUCACUGGCUCGCUCUCGCACACACACACACACACACACACACGCUCAGGCGCUCAGUUCAGUUCCUCCGUGGCUGCGGCGGAGUACAGAGGAGUCAGAGAGAGAGAGAGAGGCAAGAGGAGAGGGAAAGAGAGAGGACAGUCGGCAGCACAGACGUUGAGAGAGCGACACAUUCACAGAGACACAGAGAGAGAGAGAGAGGCUAAGGGAGAGAGAAAAGGAGAGAGAGAGAGAGAGAGGAGCGGGAGGCAAGGAGAGCUGGAUUGCUGGUGGCUCACUCCCACACCUCAUCUUCACUUUGCUGGGACAGACACAGAAUUGAUGUCCAAGGAGGCAGAGUUGGAUGUGAGAGGCAGUGAGUGUGACACGGUCCCACCAGAGCCCAGCAGAGACCCAGAGUCGCCCAGGCCACCUCCAGCUAAGGCUAACGGACCCACGGACACAGCUGGCAUUUGCACGAGCAUCAUCUCAAGUAGCCACAGUAGUAGUAGCAGCAGCACCACCAGCAGCAGAAGUGGUCUGGGUGGCGUAAGCAUCGUUAGCAGCAGCGCUGAGGGAGCAGGCGCGAGCUCCAUGCAGUUCAGCACCAGACCGCCUAGUGCUGAGCAGCCGGGCUUCAUGGGGACAUGGCAGCAGCAGAGCACUGACAGCAACCUCCUCUACAGAAUGUCCCAGCAGGGUGCUGUAACGCGGCUUCCUUUGAAGUGCGACAGGUCGACUAUGGGCCGAGAUCUGGAAGAGGCCAUUCGCUGCACACUGGUGAACUGCACGUGUGAGUGUUUCCAGCCAGGGAAGAUUCACCUACGAACAUGUGACCAGUGCAAACAUGGCUGGGUAGCUCAUGCUCUGGACAAGCUCAGCACCCAGCAUCUCUACCACCCGACCCAGGUGGAGAUCGUUCAGUCCAAUGUAGUGUUUGACAUCAGUAGCCUGAUGCUGUACGGCACCCAGGCGGUACCCGUCAGGCUCAAGAUCCUUCUCGACCGCCUUUUCUCCGUGCUCAAGCAGGAGGAGGUGCUGCACAUCCUGCAUGGCUUGGGCUGGACCCUCCGAGACUACGUCAGGGGCUACAUACUGCAGGAUGCUGCAGGCAAGGUGCUGGACCGCUGGACCAUCAUGUCCAGAGAAGAAGAGAUCAUCACCCUCCAGCAGUUCCUGCGCUUUGGUGAGACCAAGUCCAUUGUGGAGCUGAUGGCCAUUCAGGAGAAGGAAGGUCAGGCAGUUACAGUUCCUUCUUCCAAGACAGACUCCGGGAUAAGGACAUUCAUUGAAAGUAACAACAGGACCCGUAGCCCGGGGCUCCUUACACAUCUGGAAAAUAGUAGCCCAUCCAGCAUCCACCAUUUUGAAAAUAUCCCCAACAGCUUAGCCUUCCUGUUGCCCUUCCAGUACAUCAACCCAGUCUCUGCCCCCAUGCUUGGCUUGCCCCCCAAUGGCCUCCCAAUGGAGCAAUCUGGUCUGCGGCUCCGGGAGCCCAGCCUGCCAAACCAAGGAGAACAAGUGGAAACCAGCGAGUCAGAAGUGUCCCUAUCACCAUUCCGCACAGGUCCAAGUCCUAGUCGUGGAGCGCUGGGAGCCAUUAACAACAACGCCGAACCCAAGACAGAGCCCAACAACCGGGCAUCUCCCAUCUCACCAACCCCUUCUACCCAGCAGGCUCAACAGCAGCAACAGCAGACACAGCUUCAGCAGCAACAGCCACAGGGCCAACAGCAGUCCCAAAAUCAACCUCAGCAACCUAACAGCUUGAGUGACCACCCGGUCCACCACCAUUUCAUAAAGGACGAGCAGUCAAAAACAAUCACCCAUCCUUCCUUUUCCUCCAAGAUGCAUCGCAUGCGCCGCAUGGGAGCCACCUCACGCAAGGGUCGCGUUGUCUGCAACUCUUGUGGAAAAACCUUUUAUGAUAAAGGCACACUUAAGAUACAUUAUAAUGCUGUACACUUGAAGAUUAAACACCGUUGCACCAUCGAGGGCUGCAAUAUGGUGUUCAGCUCACUACGCAGCCGCAAUCGUCACAGUGCAAAUCCCAAUCCACGGUUGCACAUGCCCAUGCUGCGCAAUAACCGUGACAAGGACCUCAUCCGUGCCAAUUCUACCACUGGCACACCUGUCAUCUCGAGCACCAAGAACGGUGGUUUCACACUCACUAGCCCUGGAAGGCCACCACUGGGCUUCACCACUCCACCUGUAGACCCUAUGCUUCAGUCGCCUCUGCAAAGUCCACUGGUGUUCCCCUCCUUGAAAUCAGUGCAGCCAGUUCAACCAGUGCCCCCAUUCUACCGAACACUACUGUCCCCUGCAGACCUUGUUAGUCCUCCAGUGUCACUGCCCACCAGCCCCAUCAUGCCCACCACUACCAACAGCACUACUCUGAUGGACCAGCAACAGCAGAUCCUGGCUGCUGCAGCUGUGGCCUCUCAUAAUAAUGUUCAUGUGUCAGAUGCAGGACCCAUGUCCCACCGUUUACCAACACCUAGUGCCAAUCACGACCUCACCAAUGGCAGCAGUGACCCCACGCCCAAAAAGAAACCUCGUAAAUCAAGCAUGCCAGUAAAGAUUGAGAAAGAAGUCAUCGAUGUGGCUGAUGAAUAUGACGACAAAGACGAUGAUGACGACGAUAACAUGCACCAUAAUCACCACCAUCACCAGUCAUCUCUUCUUCACAACAAUGUCAAAAUUAACGGAAAUUGUAAUAGCAACAACAACAGCGCUAGUGGAAAUGGGAACCACAGUGGUGGAAGCGGGCAGCAAUCCCCUUCCCAGGAUGAGAUGAGCCCUGGUUUAGCUCUGAGAGGAAUGAUGAGACAAAGCGAAGAUGAAUGCCACGAAGGAAAUGGUAGUGACAGCAGAGGUGGAGCUGCUGAUCUACGCUGCAUGGACAGCUUUACCUCUGAGGAUCAGGACCACGAGAGAGACUUUGAGAAUGAGUCUGAAAACUCGGAUUCAAAGAUGUUUUACCGUGAUGAGCUGAUGGAUGUGGAGGAUCAGCAAAAGCACAGCAGGGUUGGAAGGAGACUGGAAAAGGAACAAGAUGAUGAGGGUAGCGAGGAAGCUCAUUUGAGAAAGGAAAUGGAAGGAAAGGGCAACUCCUCACCCUCCCCUCAUCACCCUCCCAUCAAGAUCAAAGAAGAACUCAACGAUCCAACUUAUGACAUGUUCUGCAUGGGCCAGUAUGGCUUCUAUAAUGGGGGCAUGGCAGCGGCUGCUGCCACUGCUGCAAGCAUGGCUGCGCUUCACGAGAGCUUCAUCACUUCGAUGGGCUAUGGUUCCAGCCCACCCAAAUUCCUUUCUUCUCGAUCACCAGAGGAAGAUCCAUGUUCAAGUCCUGACCCCAAGAUCUGCUAUGUCUGUAAGAAGAGCUUCAAGAGCUCCUAUAGCAUGAAACUGCACUACAAGAACGUGCACCUCAAAGAGAUGCAUGUGUGCACUGUGGCUGGCUGCAAUGCUGCUUUCCCUUCCCGGCGGAGCAGAGACAGGCACAGCUCCAACAUCAACCUGCACCGCAAACUGCUGACCAAAGAGCUGGACGACAUUGUCCUGGACCCCCAACUCACGCCACUGCCCAAGGACCUGCGAGCUGAGUUACUGGCCAAGAUCUACGCUGGACACUACAUGGGCUUGGACCCCAUGGCCGGCAUGGGCCUCGGAGGUGCCAGUCUCGGGCCUGCUGGGCUGAACCACAUUCCCUAUUCCCCCAUGAGUAAUGAUCAUUCUCACCAUCCUCUCAACCAAGACUUUCGAAACCACCACACCAACGGCUUCUCUCGGAGCCAGCCAGACGACUACAUGGUUUUGGACCUGAGCACCACAUCCAGCGUUCAAUCGAGCAGCAGCAUCCACUCCUCACACGAGUCAGAUGAGGGCAGCGAUGAAGGCAUCCUAUUGGAUGACCUGGAGGAAGAGGGAGAAGAGGAUGAGGGCAACAGCGAGGGAGAGGACUUUUCCCAGCGUGCCAUCGGGCGGGCUGAUAGGGCAUAUCGGGAUGAGAUGAGAGAACUAAAAGAUGGACAAAGUGAGGGGUUGGACCCUUCCUCCUCACCAUUCCUCCUUUCGUCCUCUGGAGGCAGUAAUGGCAGCAGCAGUGGGAUCCUCUGUAACAUCUGCCACAAAAUGUACAGCAACAAAGGGACCCUGCGUGUGCACUACAAGACUGUGCACCUACGCGAAAUGCACAAGUGCAAAAUCCCCGGUUGCAACAUGGUGUUCAGCUCUGUACGCAGCCGCAACCGACACUCUCAGAACCCGAACCUCCAUAAAAACAUGCCCUUCUCUACAAUAAUAGACUAAAGAAAUGACUUGUCACUCUGCCCUCCUGUCAGAAUGCCCGCUACUCCCUUCAUUCCUCAUCCUUAUUCCUCCUCAAAUUAGCUUUUAACCCCAGCCCAAGACCAUCAAAUACAAGCUAAAUGCCUGUAUGACCGUCCUUUGAACGUCAUUGCGAGACAUUUCUAUCUCCAUGUAUAAAAUUAAUUGACUCUAAAUACAGUUUAUUAUUGUGUCCUUUGACUUUUCCUUCUUUGGAAGAACAGGAUAACACUCUAGAGCAUGGAGAGUUGUGUUUUCAUAAGCCCCCUCCAUCCUUUCCUUUCUAACUUCUCCCACUUUGUGUUUAUUUCCAUCUCCAAAGGAUCCAUUCAAACUCUUAUUUGUGACUUUGCCUUCAGAUAUGAUAGUAUUGGAAAAAAAAACUUAAAAUGUUCUCGUUGUAUUUGUGUAAUGAUAGCUUUUAAAUGAACCCCUUACAAAAGCAUGAUAGCUUCAUUUGUAAAUAAUGUCCCAAAAGGCUUUUGGUGUAAAAGAGUUGUGUUGAUGGUUGUUUGCUUCUUUUUUUUCUCCCUUUUUGGGAUUUUAUGUUACAGUCCAGUAAAAUACUUCCAGCUAUAGGCAAGAAAGCGGUAGCAUCUUACUAGCUUGACUCAUUUAUGUUAGCUUCAAAGACACAUUUUAAACUGAGUCCUAAGGAAAAAAAUGAAUAUCACGUGACUUGUUUUAUCUACUUGUUAGAUAUUCAGAGGUUGCCGGCAUGCUUUUUUAGGCUCCUACACUGAUAUCAUUCUCUGUAUUUCUAUUGAUUUUUUUUUUGUCUGUUAUGUUUAUGAGCUUUAGUAUACCAAUUCAGUUUUUGCACUUUGCAUCUAUACAAGGGGAUGUGUAAUAUUAAUAUAAUGAGGAUUUUUUGCAAUGCUGAGUUUUAGGUGUUGUUUGGGGUCAUCGAUGGCUGCGGUGCCAAUGGAAGUGACAGUACCUUCAACAUACAACUUGUGCCAGUUUCUUUUUGCACGCGUUUCAAUGUCAAACCCAGUUUGAUGACAGAAAACAUCUCGCCUCCCUGAACAAAACCUGAGAUCUGCCCUCAUUGCUGAACCAUUUAUUCAGAAGGUGACAAAAGUGACUUCAAAACAAAACCAGGUUUGAUCAUUAUGAACUGCUGUUUCAUAAACACAAGGGAGUAAAUAUUGAUAAAGUCUCUCUUUCCUUAAAAGAAGCAAUGUGGGGUUUAACGCUUGCUUUCUGUAGAAGAAAGCAUGUUAGUCAGUGCAAGAGCUGGUGUUUGUUCUUACAAAAAGCAUCCUAAUGGAACAUACAGUCCCACAGAUUUAAAAAAAAAAAAAAGAGGAGAGGAAAAAUGAAAAUAGUCCUUCAACUGUGACCAAAAGAUAAGUGUUUGCUAAGAAAAGAAAAAGAAAAAAGAAGCUCUUUCAGUGUGACAUUGUACUUAAAUCAUGCCCUGUUUGAUUAAUAUGAUGCACUUGAGUCUUAAAACAUUUUGCUGUGAUAUUGCGCCAUUGGUUUCCAUUGCUGAGCAUAAAAAUGUUGCCAUGUUUUGUUUUGUUUUUUUGGCUGUUAGUUGCACCGAUUUGUAACAUGUCCAUGAGUGUCUUACGGUACAACUAUUUCCAGUAAUUGGGCAAAGUAGCCAAGGGAAGGGGUAUUUAUUAGAGGGUGAUGUAUCUCCAUAGAAAUGUUUUUUGUCCGCUAUAUUUUUCUUUGUAAAAAGACAAAAAAGUAGAGAUCGUUCCUCAGUUUGACUUAUUUCUCAAUGUAUUAGCAAUGCCAUGUGUUACUGUACAAGGAGAUCUACUCUUACUUGACUGGUGCUACACACAGUGGGAAAAUAUGCAGUGUUAUGCGGUGUGCUGUACAGUAUUCACAACACCUUACAUCCAUAACAGUGCUCAGUUCCACUUAUUUCAUACUUAGGCCAUUUUGCAAUACAGACAUGACCUAUUCUAUUGAAAUAUUUCAUGUCUUUUUUAAGACUCCACCCAUAUGACACAUGCAGUUUUUAGUUCUCUCUUCUCAGAGAUAAAAAAGCACGAGACAGAGAGAGCUGAGUCUGAUGGAAAGGUUGCGGAGGUGGGAGGCUGACUAGGGAGGAAAGGAUGACAGAAACGAUCAUUAAAAAUGUGCUGUUUCUCUGUUACCUGGAGGCGUCCCGCCAUUCCUGCUUCUUCUGUCUAAUAACUCACUUGUCACUACGUUACACUGCCAGACGCCAAGGUUGCUGACAAGACUGUGACACUGACGGGAGAAAAAGAAGAAAGAGCGUGCUUUGAACAAUUUAAUUUGACUCAUUCGCUUAAGUGUAAUUCAAUUCAUCUGAUCAUUUUCUUUGCACGCUUAUUCUUAGUCAAGGUCGCCGGUAAUUCAAUUCCUUUCUCUCACUCUGUUUUUCUCUUUGUCUGUCAGAGCGCAGGCAUUUAACAACCGCCUUACCCAUUUCUUCAAUCCGCCACUCACUUACCACCUCUACACGCCACAGCGCAGAUCCUACAGGGACACACGCUAAUAGUGUAUGCUUAAGUUCACUGGACGGCCAUGGCAUAGGAAAAAGGGAUGGGUAAUUGCCUGUUUAUCCCAAGUGAAGGGAAAAUUGAGUACAGGAACCCCUGCCUUCUCCCAGGAGUGGGUUUCACUGAGGCACUUGCUGCCUCAUUCACUCAUUCAAUCCCCGCGGCCCUCACUCUGCCAGAAAUAAAAAAGUGCUACUCCAGGAACCCUGCUGACAGCUGU
Molecule: messenger RNA, 12001 nt
Organism: Haplochromis burtoni (Burton's mouthbrooder)
Lineage: Eukaryota; Metazoa; Chordata; Actinopteri; Cichliformes; Cichlidae
Gene: bnc2
Product: basonuclin 2
Exons: 7
Coding region: 5306-9274 (1322 amino acids)
Biological process (GO): regulation of DNA-templated transcription
Cellular component (GO): nucleus
Source: RefSeq, a predicted model, not a curated record